GAAAGGUUGGACGUGUAAAAAAUCGUGUUGCCGUGUGAAAUAAUUACGUAGAAAAGUGAAAAAAUGUCGGAAAAAUCACCUGCGAAGCGGCGUCAGUGCACAAGGCAGCUGCGGGAGCGAAAGCAGAAAAAACUGUACUCGGAAGACUGGGCCUUGGGCGACGAGGAAAUAGAAGGGCGGCGAACGUUCAAUCUACAAGAAAAACUCGACGAUCCGGCGUUCGCCGCCCACCAAAUGAUCAAAGAAAUGCACGGCACCGAACUGACUGUAGCCUACUUCCAGAGAUACGGCUUCAACACGCCGCUGCUUUUCAGGGAAAAGACUGGUUUAGGUAUAAGAGUGCCGACGUCUAACUUCUCAAUCAACGACGUCAGGAUGUGCGUCGGUUCGCGACGUAUUUUGGACGUCAUGGACGUCACGACUCAAAAAAACAGCGAAAUGACGAUGAAAGAAUGGCAAAAAUACUACGAAGACCCGAACAAAACCAAACUUUUAAACGUGAUUUCCUUGGAAUUUUCCCACACGAAACUCGAAAAUUACGUGCAGAGUCCAACAGUUGUAAGGCAAGUAGAUUGGGUGGACAACGUAUGGCCAAGGCACUUAAAAGAGAGCCAAAUCGAAGCCACAAAUCUCUUGGAAGACAUGAAAUACCCAAAAGUUCAAAAAUACUGCCUUAUGUCGGUUAAAGGCUGUUACACAGAUUUUCACGUCGAUUUUGGCGGGACGAGCGUGUGGUAUCACAUUAUUAAAGGUGGCAAAGUUUUUUGGCUCAUCCCCCCAACGGAGCACAAUUUGGCUCUCUAUGAGCGUUGGGUUCUAUCCGGUAAACAAUCGGAUAUUUUUUUCGGCGAUACUGUUGAAAAGUGCGCUCGAAUAGAGCUAAAAGAAGGCAACACGUUUUUUAUCCCUACCGGGUGGAUUCAUGCCGUGUUUACCCCUACGGAUUCCCUAAUUUUCGGAGGCAAUUUUCUGCAUUCCUACGGAAUAGACAAACAGCUGAAAAUUGCCCAGGUCGAAGACAAUACCAAGGUUCCUCAAAAAUUUCGUUAUCCCUUCUUCACCGAAAUGCUAUGGUACGUUCUAGAGAGAUACGUUUUCUGUCUACUGGGUAACUCACACCUUACCACUGGGCAAAAUAGCGCCUUACCAAACAACAAACCACACGUCCAUUUGACGCAAGCUGAGCUUCAUGGCCUUAAGGAAAUAGUGUUUUAUCUGCACAUGCUGCCGCCGCAGAAGAAGAACGUGCCCGAGCUGAUAAAAAACCCGGUGUCGCUGAUACAAGACGUUCGCACUCUGAUCGGUCUUCACCGUCAAGACAGCCGCGAGCUGGCGAUAUCGGGUCGCCCGAUCCUGGCCAACUCUGACGAGCUCGAGCGGCGCAAGCUGGCGAAGACGUCGCCGCUGGUCAACAGAAACAGCAUCAACAGGUUGCUGAAGCAGCAGCAGCAGCUGAACAGGUCGCUGUUGCCGCCUGUCGCGAGGGACCUGAAUCGGGACGUCGGUGCGGGUGCGCAGCCUUUGCAGCAGAAUAGCGCGCAGCACGGGAGCACGAAGUUGAGUCCGCCUUUGGAUAAGGGUGGGCCUAGACGAAGACGGACAAGGUGUAAAAAAUGCGAGGCGUGCGUACGCAACGACUGCUCCGAGUGCAGUUUUUGCCUGGACAUGGUGAAAUUCGGCGGCCCAGGACGGGCCAAGCAAACCUGCGUGAUGCGCCAAUGUUUGCAACCCAUGUUGCCAGUGACGGCGGCCUGCGCCAGCUGCGGUCUCGACGGCUGGAUGCAGACUCCUGUCACGCCACUGCAGAAGGGUCCGCAACGUUGCGAGAGCGCCAGCAACUUGAUGGAGUGCUCGGUGUGUUACGAAAUAGCCCAUCCCGCCUGCAUUCAGCGCCUCUGCCCGGACAUCCCGGGCUACAUAAACGAAGACAUGCCCAACUCGUGGGAGUGCCCUGUUUGCUGCAAGCUAGGCAAAAAUACGGACUACAGGCCGAGGCAUUUUCGCGCGCGUCAAAAGUCCUCGGACAUGCGCAGAGUCUCUAUCAGUUCCGAUGCCUCGAGCGCUUUUGAGAACAAGUUGCAGCAGGACAACCUGUCGGAUUCCGGCAGCGAAAACGAGGGGAAAGAUAGGGGAAGCAUCGCCAAGGAUUUGCUGCCCAUCAAGAAGAGGAGAAGUAGCGAGGGGAACGAGGUGGAGACGAAAUCGCAGCCCAUCCAGCAGCCCGACCCGCCGCGCAAGACCGCCUUCCGCAUGCAACUAGCUCAGCAAAUCGCGAGCAACUCGACCAAGCCGAUGAAAAAACCGAUGAUGGUGGUGCGCCCCGCCCCCUUGAUGCAGUGCAACCCGCUGCUCACCAACAACUUGGCCUUGGACAAGCGGUGCCUGCUCAGCGUCUUCAAGCACUUGACAGGUGUUGAUCUGGCCAAGUGCGCUCUGGUAUGCAAAACUUGGGCCACCUACUCCAUAGACCCGAGUUUAUGGAAGGUGAUGGAGUUUAGCAGAAGGCACAUCAGCAGCGAUAUUUUAAAGGGUAUCGUUAAAAGACAACCGGGGGUUUUAAGGGUGGAUUGGUGCAACAUCAACAAAUUUCAGUUGCCCUGGUUGAUACAACGGUUACAUCACUUAAAGGAGUUGAGUUUGGUGGGGAUAAACAUAAAGACCGCUAUUUCCUUAAAGUCGAAUUCGUGCCCGUUACUGCAGACUUUGGACUUGAGUUUCAUAUCGGAUUUUUACGAUUCUGCUUUGAGGGACAUUCUGGGGCCUAACAACGACUCCAGAAGGGGGCCAGAUGAGAGAUUUCGCUUCAAAAACUGCAAAACUUUGAGGUUAUCCGGCACCGACAUAACAGACAUAGCUCUGCGCUAUGUAACCCAAUACCUCCCCAGUUUAGAGCACCUAAAUCUAUCCCUAUGUCCUCGGAUAUCCGAUGCGGGGAUAGCCCAGUUAUCCACCAAACCUUCCAACACGGUUACAUCCCUGAUAUCCCUGGAUUUAAGCCACUCAAAGUUGGUAACGGAAUCCUCCCUCGAUCACCUGUCUAAGUGCGAGAAUUUAGUGAGGUUAGAUUGCCGACAUAACCUGCAAAUAUCGACGCAGGCGCUCAUAAAAUUCGCCGCAAAGUCCGAUAAAAAUUUGCAGGUUAGGGACAUCAAGUUGGUGGACGUGCGAAAAGUGCAAUGAUUUUUGGCGGCUAAUUUAAAAAAAAUAAUUUUAUCAUAAUAUUUAUGAUUUUUAUGCGAUUUUUUUUACCAAAAUCCACUCAACUAAGUUUCGCGCGUACU
Brassicogethes aeneus is the source of this 3281-nucleotide messenger RNA. Lineage: Eukaryota; Metazoa; Arthropoda; Insecta; Coleoptera; Nitidulidae. The record is from the annotation of a GenBank genome assembly.